AUGAGGAAUUUGAAACCACAAACCCUACACGAGAUUCCCGCUAUUUCCACACGCCGUCAUUUUCAUCAUUGUCGUUCGAACAUCAGGAUUCAUCUUACGGAUUGUCGUUGUCGUCGUCAUCAUCACUCUCUUACAUUGAGGAUUACCCGCCAUUUAGUCCGACACGUCACCAAGUUCAAAGGCACCCCAUUUUUUUGGAAAAAAAUCCCGAAGCACCAAUUGGGGUCCAACAAGAAGGAAUAUUCCGAGCACCUCCCCCUUCGCCAGCCGCCGCCAAGAAGUCGAUCCAUCCAAAAGAGAUCUCCCCCAAGAAAAGAAAUAGAUUCGAAAAUCAGCCCAUUUUUUGCAGCAUUGGUUGAAUGUUCUAAUGGUGGUAAUGACAAUGAUGCCCAUCAUGGGACCAAUUAUGGUUGGUAG
Striga asiatica is the source of this 417-nucleotide messenger RNA. Lineage: Eukaryota; Viridiplantae; Streptophyta; Magnoliopsida; Lamiales; Orobanchaceae. The record is from the annotation of a GenBank genome assembly.